Cylas formicarius (sweet potato weevil) is the source of this 2370-nucleotide messenger RNA. RefSeq lists its product as uncharacterized. The transcript has 5 exons. The record is from RefSeq and is a predicted model, not a curated record. Gene Ontology annotation, molecular function: DNA helicase activity. The coding region runs from base 1 to 2370 and encodes 789 amino acids. NCBI's taxonomy places the organism in Eukaryota, Metazoa, Arthropoda, Insecta, Coleoptera, Brentidae. Gene Ontology annotation, biological process: telomere maintenance; DNA repair.
AUGCCGGUGGAAAUAUCCGAAACAGCAAAUAUCGAGCACCGCAACAAAAUCGUUUCGUCGGCAACGAAUUUGGAACUUUGCGUCGGAAACCCGAUCCAGGUGUGUCGAUACAUUAACGCCUACGUCAAUAAGGGGUUAGACGUAGCGAACAUCCAAUGCGUUGAGAUGCAAGUGAAUACGACCACCGGUACGAUCGAUUGGAACGAGGCUACGGCAUUCCUUAAAAUGAGAUAUAUCGGACCGCACGAGGCGGUCUAUCGCAUCUUGGGAAAUGGCAUGUUCCAUAUCAGUCACACGAUCGAAAAGUUGCCCGUGCAUUUGGAAGGAGAGGCUUGUGAAAUUUACAGGGAAGGGGACGAGGUGGCCGUAGUCGAAAGGGGCGAGCGUUCUAAGCUCGUCGCUUGGUUCGAAUUGAACGCGGCGGAGGAGGUGACGGGUCGGCGACGGUUCUACGUCGACAUCGUCGAAACGCACUCUUGGCGGCAAGGUCGUUGGGUCGCCAAGUCGCGACCCACCAGUUCUAUAGGUCGUAUGAGUCCGGUUUAUCCGAGUCCGGGGAAUAUGGAGCGCUACUAUCUACGAAUGAUUUUGGGCAACGUGACAGGUUUGAUUUCGUUCGUGGACGCGAAAACCGUAAACGGCGUUUUAUGUCCUUCGUAUCAGGCCGCUUGCGUAGCGUUAAAAUUGAUCCCGGACGACGACGAAGAGGCGGACAAGAUUUUAGAUUGGAUAGCGGAUCGUCUUCGUCAUCCGUUUUAUUUAAGGGAAGCGUUCGCUCUAAUUCUCUUGUACAAUCCGUCGAAGAAUCCCCGAACUUUAUUUAAGAGAUGGUGCAGGCGUAUGUCCGCGGACGUGCUUAGGAUUCAUAUCGAUUUAAUCAGAGAUAUCGACGAAGAGGGCGCGGGCGACUUAAACGAAAGGAUGCACGUGCUCCGUACGUGUCGGUAUACGGUCCUUUGGAGUUUCGUAGAUCGAUUUCUGGUCGAAUGCUCCACUUCGAUGGAAAAAAUUAAUCUUCCUCGGGAUUGGAUUUCCGAUUGGGUUUACGACGAGGAGGCGGAAAAACUUUUGGACGAGGAAGAGGUUACGUUCGAGGAAUUCACUUUCGUUCCGAGACCGAAUCAAAAUUUGCAUCUGAUCGAUCUCAACGAUCAACAGCUGGGAUUCGUUUACGAGGUUUUACAGUCUGUAUGCAAUCGUAACGGUAUCGUUUUCGUUUUGACCGGCGAAGAGGGCACCAGCAAAACCGCGACCGUCAACGUUAUUUUGGAAGUGGCGGAACUUCGCGCGUUACCGUACGUAUCCGCGGCUUUUACGGGGAUCGCGGCCACGUUAAUCCGGAACGCCGACGAGGUGUUUAUGUUGGCGUCGUGGAUGUUGGAAAUGAUCGAUGCCGUGUGUCGGGAAUACGGUCAAUCGCGACGGCCGUUCGGUGGGAAAACCGUUAUUCUUAGCGGCGGUCCCAAGCAGUUGCUUCCCGUUGUCAAGGGUAGGCGAGCGGGAAUGGCGUCCAUCGUUUCGCAUCCGGCAUGGAGUACUUUUCAACUGUGCACGUUAACGGAAAACAUGCGUGUUCAUCCGCAAGAGGUGGAAUGGUCGAAUUUCAUCAGGAGAGUAGGCGACGGGGAAAGAAUUGUUUCGGACAACGGACGCGAACCGAUUUCCGAUAACUCCGAGCGAUUGGCCCUCCGGUCGAUCCUUUGUCCCGUGAACAGCGAGGUCGAGGAGUUGAACGAAAUCAUCUCAAAGAUCUUCCCCGAUCCGUCAGGAUCGGAGAGGGUCUUUUUGGCGACCAAUUCCUACGAUAGACAGAGUAACGAGGAUGGGGCCGACGAUCACGAAAUCGCCAAUCCCCUCGCGACGGGAGUCACCAGUGAAAUUAUCGAAAGUUUAGAUUUGUCGGGACUACCGCCACAUCGGUUGACUUUGAAGAUCGGUUCGGUGGUAGUCCUUUUGGUAAAUCUUAACGUGCGGAGGGGUUUUUGUAACGGACAGAGAAUGAUCGUUUUGGAGAUGGGCGAUGACGUGAUAGUCGGCCGCAUCGUUUCCGAGGAAAAAGAAACGCCAUUGCUACCGGGCGGCGGCACAUUUUAUAGAAAACAAUUUCCGAUUAAGUUGGCGCACGCAAUUACUAUCAACAAAGCGCAAGGACAGACUCUUUCGCGAGUCGGUUUGUGUCUCAACGUCCCGUGUUUUGCUCACGGUCAAUUGUACGUCGCUUUGUCCAGAGUGCGUACUUGGCAAGAUAUUCGCAUUUUUGUAAAGGAAAGUCGUAGACAUGGUCGUUUCUUUAAAGACGGUCGCAAAAAUAAUCCAGUUUUCACGCAGAAUAUCGUUUAUAGGGCGUUUUUAGAUAAAAUCUUCAAUUGA